AGGUUCUAUAUACAAAAUGGCACAAGCAGCGCAAAAAGCAGCCCAACAGGCAGCCCAAUUGGUUACCAAGAACAGUGCUCCUAUUACUAGCAGGGUCGCGCGCGCAUGGCCUGCCAUCAAGACUGAGCUAGGUCCCCCCGCCAUGGACACUUGGCCCCAGGCAAAGACCGCUGGUCUGAAGCUCAUCGAGUCCGCCAAGAACAAAGACUAUCUAAACUGCACCGUCAAAACUGCUCUCACCAACACCAUGCUGGUAGCCGAGAUCGGCUGCUGGUUCUUUGUUGGCGAGAUCAUUGGUCGGGGCUCAUUAAUCGGUUACAGUGUCUGAUUUUUGGAGAAGUACGACAUGAACACGUAGCCAUGGACUAUCCGAGUCGAACCUUGAAUAAAAUAGGGACUCCCGCCAGCUUGUUCGAAACAUUGUGUCAUGCAUUCGGUAACUUUGGUAGUGUCCUAACCCUCUACCACGAGGAGAUGGGCUGAUAGGCUAUCAAGGAAUAGUCAUAAAUCAUACUGUACUGUAUGUGUGCAUUUGUUAGAAGAAAUGGGAACCCAUCCCUCUUAUACUGGG
Molecule: messenger RNA, 571 nt
Organism: Sphaeroforma arctica JP610
Lineage: Eukaryota; Ichthyosporea; Ichthyophonida
Exons: 3
Coding region: 17-328 (103 amino acids)
Biological process (GO): proton motive force-driven ATP synthesis
Molecular function (GO): proton transmembrane transporter activity
Source: RefSeq, a predicted model, not a curated record